UGUUGUCACGAUAAACAUGGCGCUGGACUAGACAUUGAUUCUUUAACUUAUUCAGUUAUUUAAGUUAUAUGUUUCUUAUUUUGUGAUAUUUUUAGCAGCACAAUGACUAAGAACCAUUUCACUAUUCUUGGUCUCAAACCUGGUGUUACAGAUGACGAUGUGAAAAAAGCAUACAGGACACUAGCUAAAAAAUACCAUCCGGACAAAAAUAAAUCUCAUGAUGCUGAAGAAAAGUUUAAGGAAAUUGGAGCUGCAUAUGAAGUGUUAAAAGCUAAAGACAGACGAGAAAUUCAUGAACGAGAACUCAACAGACCAAAGGAAGCAUUUGUUAGAACUGAAUUUAGAACACCUGGUGGUAGAACUCAAGAACACAAUUAUAGAGCUAAGGAAGAAUUUAAUCAAAGACGUAGAUCUGAACCCCCACCUAGGUUUAAAUUUGAUGAAGAUCCUUUUACUGGACCUUAUUCACAAUACAGAAAUUCAAAAGGAUUUAAAGAAAAAGAUUAUUUCGAUCAUUCCAAACAAAAACAACAGCGGCCUGCAGGAAAAAAGAGACCUCAGGAAAAACCAAAAUGGAAUAAUAACUGGACUGAAGAAGAGGAAAUGAGUUUCCAUGACUAUGGUGAUAAAUCCUCCUUUUCUUUUGCAUUUAAGUCUUUCAUGGAUGACAUGGACUUUUCAAUGUCUUUCACAAUGGGUGGUGAUAUGUUUGGAGAAGAGACUCCUUUUACAAAUUUUAAUGGUCAUGGUCCUGGCCCGAAGAAACCACAUGCAGCAUAUCGGCAUCACAAAAAUAAUGUGGCUGGUGAACAUGGUUAUAAAGGGGGUCUUAGCGAGGACUACUUGUUCUCACCACGGUCAGGAAUGGAUUCAUCAGAAUCAGAAUCUGAGGACUCGGAUGACUCAGAUUUUGACUACUCUGAUAUGAAGUUUUCAUGUGCUUUCUGUGGAAAAAGAUUAAAACUUGAAGAUUUGAAAACACAUGAGCCAGCUUGUGGUCAUAGGAAAAAGACAAAUAUUAACAUAGAUAGUGAUGACGAAGAACAUCGGAAUGGAUAUAGAAAAAUGUUCCAAGACAAAAGUGGAGACUGGAGACGGGACCAUGAAAAAUUCCAGGAAUACGUCAAGAGAGCAAAAAGGGCAUACCGAAUAAAUAAAUCCAGAGAUGGCUGUAGAAUGGAAUCUCAAAAAUUGUUAUGUAGUUUAUGUGGUAAAGUAAUAGAAAAAGGAGAGGCAAGGACACAUUCAUUGUUUUGUCAUACAAAAGCUGAUCCCCACUUUGGACCUCCACCAACAACAAAUGAGGAUCCACCCAUGAAAGACAGUAAAUAUAAACGAGCAAAAGAGUAUGCAAAAAAGAAGGUGCCAAAAUUUAAGAAAAGUUUCUCUGCAGAUGAUCCACAACAGCAACAUUCAUUUACAGAACCUAAAACAAAAGGAAGGGACACAAUGGAUGAACCAAUGACUAGCAGUGGUACAGGUUUAAAUCCUUCUCCAAAGUCAAAAUUUGGUAAAACAAAAAGGGCUCCUGCACCACCUCCUCCAAAACCUUGCCCAUCAGGACCCACGGUGGGACCAGCUCCGACCACUACCUCAUCAAGGACAGAAGAACCAACAAAAACAAAGCUAGGUCAUAGGGCAAGUUGUCCACCAGCACCACAAAGUAAUCCAACAUCAAGUCCAGCACAAGACAGCCCCCCUGUUAGACCUUCAUCGCAGCUAUCGAGAAAAGAAGAUGUUCCAGUGAAAGUUGGAACUUACCAAUUAGUCAGAACUCGCUACGUAGUAGCAACAAAACCUCCCAUUUAUUCUGAAUCAGACACAAGUUCUGAAGAAGAAAGUGAUUCUGAUUCAGAUAAUGAUCAGCAGCUAGUCCCAAGAUCUAGACUUGUUUAUGUUGUCCAGCCCCGGGUUGUUGUUCGACCACGACCAACCAGCGAACAACUUUACCCCCAGAACAUCAAAGUCAGAGUACCAGUCCAGAACCCCAAAAAUGGACGACAGCAAGAACAGCCGAAGAUCCCAGAAAAGCCAAAAAAAUCAAAAUCAUUCAGAAUCGGAAAGAAGUGAUCAUUUUCCUGACAUAAAUGACACUUAUUCAGGUUUUAGUGGUCAUAAUUGUACUCCUAGAGUGUUUCUGAAAAAAACUACGGUCAAAAUUUAGACCACACUUGGUGCAUAAUGUGAAUGACUGCCAGUCAGAUUGUUGAAGUUUAUUUAUUAAUAUUAUUGUUAUUAAGGCCACAUUUUACGAGGUCUUAUUGUUGUUAGCUAUAUUCCUGGUUGUUUUAGCAUGGUUGUAUAUCAUAUAUAACAUUUUGUGGGUUGUUACAAUUACUAUUGACUAGCAUCAAUUCAUACUGUAUGGUGAAGAAGGAUAACCAGUAAAGUCAAAUGAUCUCUUACUUUGAUUAAGACCUGUAGAUAUAAGUAGGUCACUGACAACAUCACAUAUCUAGUUUACAGGUAAAAAAUACCUGUGGAAGACUAAUAAAAUCUUAUUUGGAAGUUUCAGAAUGUAACAAUGGAAUCAUAUCCUAGUUUUAUUUGAUCCGUAGAAUGGAACUAAUAUCAGCAGACUCCUGUGGUUUUAAACUUUCUUCAUAGAAAUGCUGCAAUAAUUUCAACAAAUUUUACUGAAAAAAUCAUUGACAGGACAGUCUUGAUAUCUAGAGAUAUCUUGGAAUCUUCUACAUCUUUUUUAUAAAUAAAAAUUCAAGACUGGAUAAUCACAUGUAUGUUAGUAAGUAAAGUGUUAACAUUCAAUCACUGUUUAUAGUAAUAGAUCUAGUCACAUUAAUUUUGUAAACACAUCAUUGCAAUGCCAUUGCAUACCGACCGGUACUUAAAUAAAUAUGUAACAGUUGUAUAGUGUAACAGAUGAAUGUGUUUGGUCCCUUUUCUGUCUAUUGUCAUGCCAGUGAUCGAGAAAGGACGUGAAACACUAAGUAUAAAGGUAUGAUGAAUAGUUGUUUAAAUGUUUUCAAAAAGAAACUUUUGUUCUGCUUUUUAUCCAUGUAUUAUUUUCUUGAAUAGUUGUACAACAUUGUGUAGUCUAAUUUAUGAUGAAUAUUGAAAGGGGCAUGACUUCAUAGUAACUUUUUUAGCUUUUGUGGUUUAUGUGUGAGAAAUUAAUGUUAAGGUUAUGAUAAGUUAAGCAUUGAUGAUAGUAUACACUUGCAUGAGCAUCGAUGCAUCUCAUUUACAAACAGUUUAUUAGGAUCUUUUCCCAUAGUCAUUAUAGAACUUGAAUUAUGACAAUGUCAGAUGUUAUGUUUUAUUUAUAAGAGGCAUAUAUGAUAGACCCUUUAUAUUAGGAAUGUUCGGAUUUUAGAUUAUCCAUGCAUUCCAUAUCAUUAAAAUACAUUAAUAUAUUUCUAAAAUAUUCCUAUGGCAACUGUUUGAAAGCUGCUAUUUCAUGAACUAAAAAUGAUAACUGUCCUAGAAUGCAAUAUUUAAUUCAGCAUAUACAUAUUUAGGUUGUGUUUUUUACCACCCUGCUCAUAAAACCCAUGAAGCCAAUUUAGCUUAUUGCUAUACUGUCCAUAGAUUUUAACGACACUUUCUGGUUAUCGUAUUUCGUACAUAGUUGAAGGUGAUUCUAGUCAAUGUUAACUGUAAAUAUGUAUAUAAAAUAGAGAGAGAGAGAGUUAAAUUAUUUGUUGAGAGAUGGAGAUAUCAAGAUAGUUGAAAAUGUUAAAAGUGUGAAAUAGAACACUGUUAAAGGAAAUUAGGAUAGUAGAAAAAGAUAUUUAUUUUUAAUAUGAUUAAAUUUGGAAAUUUAUACACAAACUUAAUAGUCUUGAAUCUCUGACAAUUUGAUAAAUUUAUAAGGGAGGGUGUUCCAGAAAACAAUUUUAAGUUAUUAUUUCAGCACAUCUGUGAAACUCCUGUGUGCUUGUAUGAAAAACGUGACAUGAAUCUUACUUGAAGAAAAAAAUUAGAAGUGUGCUAUAUAAUAGCUAGAAAGUAUUACCUUUGUGCUAGGUGAUCUUUAUUGUAUGAAAAGUGUGAGGCAUUGCUAUAAAUGAUUUAAUUGGACACAUCUGGAUGCCUCACUAUAGAUGGUUUUAGCUCAGACUAAAUUCCUAAGAUGAUACAUGUAUUUUAUAUUAGAGUGAUGGAUAUAAACUUCAAAGAAUAUUGUGUGUGUGGUUAAUCAGUUCGAACUAAGAGUGAAAUAGAGUGUUUGAGGUGAUUCAGCAUAAUGAGACAUAUGGUGGUUUCUGUAUGAAUUUGAGUUAAUUUUAAUUUCUAAUGAGAAUGAUUGUGUCAGUGAUAACACCAUUGUAAACAGAUAUAACAUCUGUGUGUUCUUAUAGUUUUAUAGUUUGAAGAAAUCCUUUUAAAACAAGAAAAUACAUAUUUCUAUGCAGUUGAAUUGUGACCAUUUGUUGGAGUAUAUUUUAUAAAGAUGCAAAGAUACUGAAGAAGCUUCAUAUUAGAUAUUUUUAGCCUAGUAUUUAUUUUAUAUUUAUAGUACAAGAUGUACAUGUAUAUAUUUUUGAAACAGGAAUUCGAUCAUAGAAAAUCCAAGUAAAAUUUAAAGUCGAUAUUUAAAAGGAAAAUAAUGAUUGAAUAUAGUCUCUAGUGUAAACAAAAUGGUGCAAUUCUGAAACUAUAUUGAUAAUCAGUUGUCACAAAAGACAAUACAAUCCUAUGUGACAUUAAAUUUAUUGAACUAUAUUUUUAUACUUUUAUAAUAUUGGGCAUUAAUAUAGUUCAUAUGUACUUUCUGGAAGAUAAUGAAGUGUGUGUUUAUUCAAGAAUUUUUAUUCUGAUAAAAUCAAUAAAGUUGAAAACAUGGUUGAAAGUACAAAUAACAAUCAAACAGCUGUGUCCUUUAUAUAAAUGAUACAUCACACUCAUACGUUUUUUUUGUAUUUACCAUAUUAUAAUAUAAUAGAAAAGGAUGGCUAUGUAUUUUGUCUUAUUUGUCAGGUUGACCUUGUUUUUUUUAUAUUUUUUAUUUUUGAAUGACAAACAUAAUUUUUAUAACACAGUUAUAAUUUGUUUGUUAGGGAAAACAAAUUAUAACUGUGUUUCCUGCCCCCCUACUUUUUCUAGAUUUUCAUUUACACAUUGUAUGGACAUUACUGAUUGAGCACUGUUCAAGUCCAGACAUUUUGAUAAAGCACCAUAAAAAAUAAAAUCUUUUACCUACCUAACCUAUUUUUUCUGCCAUGAGACAGGAAAUAAGUAUAUAUUUUGGCCUAAUCAUUGUUAUUUCAAUUUUUUAGGGUUUCUGCUGCUGGCCUUUUUCAAUACAGAACACACCAAAAUAACUUGAAUAAAUGGGUAUGCAUGCUUGUGAGAAAAACUAAAAUUUUUGGAGGGAAGAGAAUGAAUGGAAUUUUCCUAUGAAAUGCUUGGGUAAAAAUGUAUAAUACACUGUGUAGGAAAAAGUAGGUAUUACAAUUAAAUAUAUUUUGUUAUAAGUAUUUCUUGAGAAGUAUUUUACUUAAAGAAAAUAAAGCUGUCUGAGUGGAAAAGUUUAAUGCAUUAUGGAGGAAAAAGAUAGAGGUUAUAAAUUAUUAAAAAAAGUGGAAAAUAUGUGAGUAAAACAUUGUUAAUAAAAACCUGGUUUAGGUCAUAAGAGUCUACAUUGAUCUGUGUUAUUUAUGUUGCCAGGCAAAGGUCAAGGUUGUAAGAGUACAUUGAUCGGUGAUGUUUAUAUUACAAGGCAAAGGUCAAGGUUGUAAAAGCCUACUAUAAAUCUGUUAAGUUUAUGUUGUUAGGCAAAAGUCAAGGUUGUACAAGUCGACAUUGAUUUGUGAUGUUUAUGUUACAAGGCAAAGGUCAAGGUUGUAAGAGUUUACAUUAAUUCUUAAAAUAUUUAUUAGAAAAGUGUAAUUGAAAUCUGUUGAUCAAACAAAUUUUUAACUUAGUUCAUUGGAAUACUUGUUUGUUCUAAAGUGACUUAUAAGAGAAAGCUUCAUUUCAUUUCAAUUUGAUUUAUUUUAAUUAGUAUGCCAAUAUGUGGCUGUUGGAGAUAUAUUUAUUCUUAAUUCCAUACAAGAACUAUAUUACCUAAAAAACUAAACUUCUUCGUCAGCACUAUAUGUUUUCCCAAAACUUUUAAAAGAAUUAUUUAUAUGCAUAGCCCAUACAGUCCACCAAAUUAAGAUAGUUAUUAAUUGUAGUACUUUCAUAAACUGACUGCAUGUAAGUUACUAGAACAAAGUUCAUGACCAAAUGUUGUGUAUCAUAAUAUAUCAUAUUUAUUUAUUUAUGUUCAAUUUCCAGGACAGUCAUUUUGCAAAGAGAAAUAGAAUCUCUAUAUCUGGGUAUUUUGUCUCAUUAUAUAACUUGCAUAAUAUAUAUUUGUUAUUUAUAAUGUGUAUUGUUAGUCAAAGGGAGGUAACUAGGGAAUGAUUGUAAUUUUAUUAUUUUUCAGUUAUCUCUCUUUACAUUGUAAGUUUAACUGGUAAUAGCCAGGUUUAUAAGAAGAGGGUCUGUGCAGUAUCUUGUAAACAUGAAGUUGUAAAAAAGAAAAAUCUCAUUUGACAAAAGUAUCCUAUCCAUGUGAUAUGCAUGUUCAUUUUUCAAUCCAAUAUUUAUAUAUUUGAUAUUUUUUUUUAGAGAAGCCUUAAUACAAGAUAUAAUAAA
Messenger RNA from Mytilus californianus (California mussel), 6609 nucleotides. RefSeq lists its product as uncharacterized. The record is from RefSeq and is a predicted model, not a curated record. The transcript is spliced from 11 exons. Gene Ontology annotation, biological process: protein refolding. Bases 103 to 2070 code for a protein of 655 amino acids. NCBI's taxonomy places the organism in Eukaryota, Metazoa, Mollusca, Bivalvia, Mytilida, Mytilidae. Gene Ontology annotation, cellular component: cytoplasm.